Messenger RNA from Microbotryum saponariae, 5389 nucleotides. Lineage: Eukaryota; Fungi; Basidiomycota; Microbotryomycetes; Microbotryales; Microbotryaceae. The record is from the annotation of a GenBank genome assembly.
AUGCGGCGUCGCAUGGGCAUCCCAGUCGCGUCGGCGCAGGGGCCUACCACCAUACAACCCGGCACUACCAAUGCUUCCAUCUUUUUGGCGUCAACGAGCGCGGUCUUGAACUCGGAAGCGGCGCAAGAUCUCGACAUCCCUCAAUCGGCUUCGUCGUCAAGCACCGACUUUUCGCCGAGCUCAGAUCGGCGAACGUUACAUGGGGAUGACCGACUUCCAGCCUCGGGUUCGAUGGACGCCGUAGCUACUCCAAACCAAGAUAAUCAGGAUAGCGACGAUUCGGAUGCGUUUGAGGAGCCGAGCAUGGUGCGCGACAGUGAUGAUGACGACGGAUUCGACGAUGACCGAGCUUCGGACAUCCCCGCCACCCGCAUGGGUCUCAGGGACUCGAUGAUGGGAUCUGCUCCUCCGGAAGGUCUUGGCAUCGGGAUGGACGAUGCGCAGGACUUUAGUGCCUCGAACGAGCCAUUGGCCGGUCGUCUCAGACGGUGUCAGGCCAUGACCGGCUCACUCGAUGUUGGGCUUCAAUCGUACUCAAUGCAAGACCCAUUCGUCGCUGCGAUCGAGGGGAGAUCUACCAGGCAUUCCCAUGUUGCUUCCGUAGAAGGUCUCGCAACGCAACAGCAAGACUCGAACUCGACCUCAGACCUGUCGACCGCCUCCUCAUCAACGCGCCACCGUGGCACAUACUUAAGCGUAGCCAGCGGUCCGUUGGCCAGGUAUGCAAGUGAGGGCCCUUCGCGGCCACAGGUAUGUCUUGACGAUCAAUGAUGUUCCCCUCAUCCUCCGACCGUCUGGUCUGAUCGUGGUACUUUCCAUCCAAGCAGUCGUCGAUCCGCAGCAGCCCAAAGUCGUUCUUCUCGAGCCUGUUGAGUCGAUCGCCUCGCUCCGUCAGUCGAUCCCAGGGCUCCGUCCCAGAUUCAAUUGAGUCAGCUUCUGGGUCUGGGUCCACGUCUCGCUCUCCUCAAUUAUCGACUCCGCCUCGCCGAUCUCGGCAUUCCGUCGAGGGCUUUUCGACCAGUAGCUCACCUCAACCGAACGAAUAUUCGCCGAGCGCCUCGAGCCCCGACCUCGUGGAUUGCUCACACUUGACCGAAUCUACGACUCCGACUGAUCCGAGGACAUUGCUCACGUCCAGUGCUGCCAAGGGGAGUAAUGGCUCAGAUGCGACGGCACCGAGCCAGAGCCCUCCUCAACGCCGUACCCCACUUUUGGCCGCAGUUGCAUCCUUCACCCGGAGCGCUUCCAUGAUGAUAAGAGCCGAUUCAAGCCCUAGCUCACCGCCAACACAUUCGAACUUGACGCCGGCAGGGGUUACCUCGAUUUCGGGGAGUGGAGCCAUCAGCACGGGGCGUACACCGGAGCCGACGGCCCGCGUCUUCUCGGCUCCACCACAACGAUCAUCCGAAAACUUAUCCAAGCUCAAUGGCUCAGCGACCGAGACCGAAGUGACGCCGACCCUCGAGUCAAUUGGGCUAGGGCUCGCUUCGCUCACACAAUCGUUGUCGACUUCGAGGCAUGCUCAACCGCUCUGCGGAGCCAUUUUGGAUGACAAAUACUUGCUUAUUGGUGAGAUUUUUUUGAUUUUUUUUUCCCCAGUGAGCUCGCGGUAGGAUAUUAACCUGACUUGUCUUUCCGGGUCCUAGGAACGACGGCUGGCCUUGAAUUUCUUCCGCUGCCGGUCCCCGGAGGCGUUGCGCAAAAUGUUGAAGGCGGCAGACUGUCCAAGAACACACGCAAGCCGAUCCAACUCAUCAAAAAGACGCGCUUCAAGGAGCUCACCGUGCUGAGCGAAAGGAGCAACAUCCUACUCGCCAUCGCGGGCCGCAAUGAUCAUGUUCGAGUGUACGCUCUAGAAGGCAUUCGUGCGAUGAUCAACCGGGCGAUGGCGACGUUGGAUGUGCAGGACGGUUAUGCAUUCUCGAACGGGAAGAGCGUAGAAAGCGCAGAGUUGCUGGCACAGGACGAUCCGAAAGGCAAAGGGCGAGCGACGUCGGGCUCACUGCCUCAGCCGGCACAGGCUUUCCGUUUUCCCGCACGUGCCCCUGCUCCCAUCACGGUACCGCCGCCUCCCGAGUACUCGUCCCUGCACACUGCGUCAAACAUGCCGGCUCCCUCCCCAACGCGGCCGCCCCAUCGUCGACAGGCUUCGCUCACGACUCGACCUGGCCUGCGUCACAGCAGCUCAUCUAGCAUCGUGCGCGCCGUUCCGAUGAAUCCUCGACUCGUUUCGUACCAUGGACCUUCCACUUCGGGGCCGACGAACGCCAACGCACUCAACGCCUUUGCUUCUUCGACGACCAACGCCCAUGCCUCGGCGCGCUCAUUGCGGGGAUCUAGGUCUCGCGAAUUCGUGGCGAGUCGACGCAACUCGACUGCGACGAUUGUCUCGAAGCGCCGAUCAAGGGGCGAUUUGAACCGGUACUCUAUGUCUUCGCUGAACGGGGAGCGCUUGAACAGUUCGGAUGCUGGACCUUCUUGGGAUGAGUCGGUGUCGGGGCUGACGUCCCCCUUGGGAAACGCUGCGAGCGCGGACGUCAACCAGGGUCAGGGUAAUCAAGAUCAAAGUGGUCGGUGGGAGUCGUCCACCAGCGCAUCCGACUCUCCUUCUUCGCAUUCCACGAAUGGGAUUAGUUCGAGAAGUCUGUCGACCACGGCCACUGAGCCCGAUGCGCUUCCGACAGAUUCGGGACAUUCAGCUCAAGCGUCACCAGAAGUGGAAGUGGAGCCUGGUCCCAAGCCCGCUAUGCCUACGUCCGACAUAGAAUCGGACAACGCGCAACGAGAUGGUUGGAUCGACGGGACGCGCAUGACGGCGAUCAAGAAGAUCGUGCCGAGGGAGCCGACGAUACCUCGCAUCGCUCCUGGCCAAGUUUCUCCUUCGAUGAUGCUCGCGGAGUUCUUCCGCGACUCGGAGCCACCUAUAGAGACGCAAGACCUCGAAGUGCCGCACGACUUUGACUCGAAUCGUACGUCAUCAGACUCCCUCGCUGCAAGACGUAAUUCGGCGUUACCCAGCCUCCCGGACGGGGACGGGGAUGAUCCCCCUCAAAUGCGCGAUCGCGAUGGGGACGCGGAAUCACGCGGUGGUGAAUUGCUCUCAGGUUGUUCGUCCUCGUCAAGUGGAUCGGCGCUGUCGCACGUUUCGGAGUCAAGGGUGCCGCCGCGUCGGAUGAUUGCGCGAGACGCCAAGACGACUGUGCGACCCGACAAUGGUGAUGAUGGGCCGACUGAAGCCAUGCGCGGGGUCACACUAGCCGAGAUCAUCCGUGACGACCCACCACCACCAACAAAGUGCACUAUGCUUCCAACUUCAACUUCGGUUCCGAAUGGACUGUUGACCGCUCCGUCUCCUUCGACGUCCGGAAGCGGUGCGCGAGCGAGCAAAAGAUGGUCGAUGGGCAACGUUGGCUCGAGGCUGCUCAGUCGACCCAGCACUAGCAACGUCGACGGCUCAGGUUCUUCCUCGCAGUCCACUCGUGAGAGUGCGCUCGCUGCCGCAUCAAGCGGUCCCUUGCUGUCGACCUCCACGCCCUGGAUGGCCCCUAGAUCAGCUUCCGCGCCCGUUCUGGCCGACAACUCUGACGGAGACCGGCCUCUUCCGCCUCGGCCUUCCAUUUCCGAGACGGUGGCUUCUUCGUCGACGAUCGACAACAAGCGUCGCAGCCGGCCGAACACUCUUGAACCGCCUAUCCUGAAGGUGCCUCAGUCUAGCCGAGUGCCAAGCGAUGCCCAUCCGGCAAAUGUGAGUCGUUCUACCUGUUCGAUGUCCAGCACAUCCGCGGAAAUGAUUCCAACAAUAUAUUACGUUACAGGCCUCCAGUCCGUUGGACUAUGUCAAGCUAGCUCGAACCAAAGGCGCUCGUCUGCUCCGGGCUGUCGAGACGAAGAAACGGACCUAUCUCGCAGUACUUGGAGGUGAUGAGGGCGACCGCAUAGAGCUCUUCACUGGCUCGCGUGGUAUCUCGCUCUCGCUCAACCGCACUUUCGUCCUCCCUGAACGCCCUCGUACGAUCGAGUUUCAGCUUCAGGGUGAUGAUUUGGUUGAUAUCUGUCUGUCCUACCUCCUCAUGCUCCCUCUUCACGUCGGUUUGCUCGGUGUAGCUGACACAACGUGCGCUCCUGGCAGAUCUCAUCUACUCCGACUCCAUUUUCGCUCUUGAACCGGCGACCGUGCGAGUACGGGAGGUCGGUGUGGGUCGAGGAGAGCGUCGAGCGCGCCGUGAGCGGGAAAGGCGCAUUCGAGAUCUGGCAGCAUCGGCGUCCGAACCUGUCGAAGGCGCGGACUUGGGCGAGCGUCCGCUCGACCCGUCGCUCACCCCGCAUCCAGCUGAAUCGGUGUCCCGGCGGACGCCGACACCCGACAGCGGGCGCGACGAAUCAUCCACAACAUCGCCGGACACGCCCCAAGCCGCCAUGUCCGCUGGAAACUCAUCCUCUGGCACCCCUUCGGGUAUACCUCCGCCUCCGCACCUCCCGCUGGGUCCCAAUGGCGACAAUUCGGACACCCCAUCGUCAUUGUCAACGCCCACGAUGGUUGACAGCCCGCUCGACCCCGACGACCCUUCGACGAUUGGAUCUCGCCUCAAUGCCAAGUUCAUCAACGCGCCUUACACCACGUUCCAGCAGCUGCCGUUCAUACCUCCGGUCCCUUCGUCGAUCUUGGCCUCGGCUUGGACCAUUCCACCCCUCUACACCGAUGUCAUUGGAGCAGAUGCCGACGCCGAUGCCGGUGCCAUGGACGAUGCCGAUGCCAAUGUGGCGAUGCCGGAUCCUCCCUUCUCGAUCCCGACGGCCGUGUACUCAAACAAGGCUUUCAGCACCGGUGCUUCGCGCAUCGAGCCUCCCUUGCUUUCGCCCAUCUCCUUGCUAGGGCCUGCGGCGCACCGCUCGCAAGGCCCACCCGGCUUGUUCUUUGUCACCAAAGGCUCGAACCUUUCGGGCAUUGUCACCGCAGAAGGAAAAUCGGGUAGGUUCCCUGGUGGUAUCUGUUGGCUGUGAUCUUGGUCCACAUCAGUGUAGCUGACAUGGUCGUUACUCCCGCGCAGUGAUCAAACGACCUUUGGUUUGGAGCGAAACAGCGAUCAGCCCGGAUCCCGAACAAGCGAGCUUUGUCGAGCCCAACCGGGUCGAGAUGCUCAUUUGCAAGCGAUCCAGAACGGUCAUCAUCAACCUCGCCCGCUCGGGGAUCCACGCGAUCGCCGUCGCAGGACAAGAACGACACGAAGAUUAUUUUGGGGAAACGCUCUCGGUCGCUCCUGCGUCGGGUUCGAGCGGGAACAGUUUGAAGGAGAUCGCGUGGCUCGGGACGCAUGCCUCGAGCCAGCUCUUCUUUGCCGAGCGAGUCGGGUCCAGUUUUGUUAUCAAGUGCUUGUACGCCAGGCAUUAA